This is a messenger RNA of Arvicola amphibius (Eurasian water vole), 1270 nucleotides long. RefSeq names its product ribulose-5-phosphate-3-epimerase (gene Rpe). Gene Ontology annotation, biological process: carbohydrate metabolic process; pentose-phosphate shunt; pentose-phosphate shunt, non-oxidative branch. The record is from RefSeq and is a predicted model, not a curated record. Gene Ontology annotation, molecular function: metal ion binding; D-ribulose-phosphate 3-epimerase activity. The transcript has 6 exons. Bases 71 to 757 code for a protein of 228 amino acids. Gene Ontology annotation, cellular component: cytosol. Lineage: Eukaryota; Metazoa; Chordata; Mammalia; Rodentia; Cricetidae.
CGCCCAAUCGGGACGAAGUCUUCGCUGGCCCGGGCUCUCGUGGGCUCACUCGCUCUAGGGAACCGGCACCAUGGCGUCGGGCUGCAAGAUCGGCCCGUCCAUCCUCAACAGCGACCUGGCCAACCUGGGGGCCGAGUGCCUGCGCAUGCUGGACUCGGGGGCCGACUACCUGCACCUGGAUGUAAUGGACGGACAUUUUGUUCCCAACAUCACUUUUGGUCACCCUGUGGUUGAAAGUCUUCGAAAGCAGCUAGGCCAGGAUCCUUUCUUUGAUAUGCACAUGAUGGUGUCUAGGCCGGAACAGUGGGUAAAGCCAAUGGCCGUGGCAGGUGCCAAUCAAUAUACCUUUCAUCUUGAGGCAACUGAGAACCCAGGGGCUUUGAUUAAAGACAUCCGGGAGAAUGGGAUGAAGGUUGGCCUUGCCAUUAAACCAGGAACGACAGUUGAAUAUUUGGCCCCAUGGGCUAAUCAAAUAGAUAUGGCCUUGGUAAUGACGGUAGAACCUGGGUUUGGAGGCCAAAAGUUCAUGGAAGAUAUGAUGCCAAAGGUUCACUGGUUGAGGACCCAGUUCCCAACUCUGGAUAUAGAGGUGGAUGGUGGAGUAGGUCCUGACACUGUUCAGAAGUGUGCAGAGGCAGGAGCUAACAUGAUUGUGUCUGGCAGUGCCAUCAUGAGGAGUGACGACCCUAGAUCUGUAAUCAACUUACUAAGAAAUGUUUGUUCAGAAGCUGCCCAGAAACGUUCUCUUGAUCGAUGAAGUCACAGGAACCCAGUUUCUGCUCAUGAAAUCUUUUUUACUGGAAAAGAGAAAUAUUAACUACCAAAUCACAUUGAAUCGAAUUGAAGCAGUGCUGCAUUCCAGUGAUUAAAAUCAAUUGUACAGGAUGUUCAAGAGGUUAGAAAUAACUCCCUUUUUAGUGAUGCCAUUUAGAGAUUAGCAUGAUGAAAUAUUCAUGUUUAUAUUGGGAAAUGAUUUUUGUAAAGAGUGAAAGUAUGGUUUUAUGAUUACAGACAGAAAUGUGUCUUAGUGCCUAAAGAGGAAAAUGAGCUACUAUGAAAACCAUUUUUCUGUAUUUUUAAAAAGAAUGUUCUGUUAUUUCCCCAGUUUACUCCUAAAGCAGAUGACACCAUAUUUUCUUUGUUGUGUCAUUUGUGGUUUGUUGAUGUGCCUGAGAAUGUGAAUGGAAUGGGGUGGCAUGUCAUGGCCUGGCAUCUGAAACAUUUCUACUUUUUCAUCUUACACUUGGUUUAUUAAAAACUUUAAAAAUAA